Molecule: messenger RNA, 696 nt
Organism: Hibiscus syriacus
Lineage: Eukaryota; Viridiplantae; Streptophyta; Magnoliopsida; Malvales; Malvaceae
Product: B-box zinc finger protein 32-like
Exons: 1
Coding region: 55-696 (213 amino acids)
Molecular function (GO): zinc ion binding
Source: RefSeq, a predicted model, not a curated record
UCUUCUUCUUCUACUACCUUUCCCAUUUCUCUGAUAAGAAAGAAGGAAUCAAAGAUGAAGAACGACAACCUUUGCGAGCUUUGCAAAGAAGAAGCCUCCGUUUACUGCUCGGCAGACUUUGCUUUUCUUUGUUGGAACUGCAAUUACAAGGUUCACCGGGCUAACUUCCUCGUGGCUCGUCAUGUUCGUCGGGUUCUCUGUGAAAAAUGUGACGAUUUUUGUUCUUGUGAAAAACCCAACGACACAAUGCCCUGUUCUUCUGAUUGUUUGUCCACCAGUGAAUCUUCUACCAACGAUUCUAAACCCCAAAGGGUUUGCGUAAAAUCAAGAUUAUCGGCCGGUUCGCAGUCGGAGGUUUCGGAUGAUAUGGAGCGCGUUUUGAUGGUUUGGUGCAAGAAGCUGGGUUUGAAACGACAUUCUGUGAUGCCUACGGCGGCGGCCGUGUUGCGGUUUUGUUUAGAGCGAUUGAAGGGGCUGCCGUUUAGGCUGAGCUUAGCGGCUGCGAUUUGGUUGGGGAUGAAGAUAACCCAGGAAACAUCGGUGGCGUCGUGGCGGAACUUGUGGAGGAUUGAGGAGCUGUCGGGUGUGCCGGCGAAGGUGAUCGUGGCGGUGGAACCAAGGCUAACACGUGCGAUGGGGUUUAGGAAGAGAAUCGAACAGGACUUGGAAGAAGGAUGGGAUGAAUGCAAUGUUUGA